Lachancea mirantina is the source of this 1626-nucleotide messenger RNA. The record is from the annotation of a GenBank genome assembly. Lineage: Eukaryota; Fungi; Ascomycota; Saccharomycetes; Saccharomycetales; Saccharomycetaceae.
AUGAGUAGUGUUCACAGCCAGGAAAGUGAAGGUACGACCGAACCAGGCGGACUAGACACCGCGCAGAAGGUUUCCAGGCCUGGAACUGCGAAUGCGACUGGUGGAUCCGGCGAUAACUCGUCCGGGAGUAACCGGCCAACGAUCCGUUUCGAGAAACAAAGAGUGGUUCCCAGGGCGAGGACGCAGUCGGUACAAAGUGUGUUGAGCAGUAUUUCGUUGCGUAGUAUGAUGAACAAGCAUCAGGAAGAACUGUCGGAGCAACAGCAGCAGCAACAGCAACAGCAGGGCGGUGGUGGAGGAGGCGCAGGAAACCAUGGUGCGCCGCCAAGCACGGCAGGCACUUCGGGAGUAGGUGUGCCGUUUGCACAGCAAAUCCAGUCGCCGGCGAUGGUUUCUGCUCGCAAAAGAACUACAAGUGUUAAUACGGUCAAUACCAUGGAAGAAAUUGGUCAGAAAAUGCCGUUUACGGACGACAAACGUCAGGCUUUGGACGCUGAUGGAUUAUCGCGAAAUCGGAACGGUACUGCCAACGGAUCUGAAAAUCAGAGACCCUCUUUGAGAUCUUCCGCGUCCAGUAGUCGUCAUGGGCUUGACCAACAAUCUGGUGACCCUAUUUAUGAGGACAAUGAGGACGACGCCGAUGACGAUGCAGACGAUGCUGCCAAGCAGAAAAAGUUGACUGCUGACGCGCUUAGAAGACUCUCUGCCAUUCGUCAGAAUCAAAAGCUGGGCGUAACAGCACCGGGUCCAAACCCAGAUGACAGUUUGUUGGGAGAAUCUCUUACGCAUUUGCAAUUCGGUGGGAAAAAUGUAAUACUGGACUCCUCGAUUCCUUCCAGGAGGAAAAGUUCUGUCAUGGUUGCAAAGCAGUCGUCGAAUUUGCUUCCCUCCACGAUAGAAUCGGCAUCGAGGCCUCGAUCCAGCAGACCUGUGCGCCAAAUAAACACUCCCAAGAAGCCACUUUAUACACCCGCAGUUUUGCGAGACAUUUCUAAGACCAAUAUCACAAAUUCAGAAUUGAGAAGAUCGCCAGCUGCUGCGGCUCUGAUGGCACAGGACUCUCUCGCAAACACGUCUUCCAGCAGUGUUCGUAGCAUGCGUUCCACUUCGUCUUCAAUUUUAUCGGAAUGCACCAAACGGUUCUUCGGCCGUUCGGGCUCGUCUGCGUUGACAGUCAAAGCGGAACUCGUUAGGCCCUCUCGCGAGCAUUGGAUCUCGGAUUCUAAACGUCACGCAUGUCACUACUGCCAUAAGAUUUUUACCUUUUGGGAACGCAAGCACCAUUGUAGACAUUGCGGUGACAUUUUCUGCAUGCAACAUGUCAGGCAUUGGCUAUACCUCGACCAGCAAGCACAUUUUGUAAUGGGCGGGUCUGGUAUUGGAGCUUUGUCGAAAGUGUGUGACACUUGCUUACAUGAAUACGAAACCCUCAUAAGAGAGGGUUCUGCACCCGAGUCUGCGCAGCAAGCAGGCGAUACAUUGAUCAGUCCUCAUGCUAAUGGGUUGGCCGGAACCAACCCCAAGCUCGAACCAAACGGUAUUGUGGACGACAAGGAUAAACGAAGAGGAAGGAUGGAUAGCAUCGUGGGGAGUAUACCGGCGGAUUGGAAUUGGAGCAGUUUUUAG